AUGUUUUUAAAUGGACAUAUUUAUAUGACUUGGAGUGAUGAUAAAGCUACUUGGGACCCUUCAUUAUUUAAUAAUGUUAGAACAACUAUGAUAUCUCGUCGAUCACACGCAACAUUAACAUCAAUAACUCCAAAUAAAACAAAAGUAGAAAGUUAUCCAACAUUUUCUGUCCGUGUUGGAUGUAAUUUUAAUUUUAGAGAUUAUCCGAACGAUGAACAAAAUUGUGCUGCUCGUUUAUACACAACAAAUGUUAUGAGUGAAGUUGAAUUAGCAAUUUAUUAUAAUUUGGAACCUUCUGUAAUGCUUGGUUGGGGUAACCAAUCAAUCAAAAAAAAUAUACAAGAAUGGGAAUUAUUGUCAGUUAAUGCUAAUUUAAGUUUUUAUAAAAGUCACAGAAAAUAUUCUAAUGAAAGGCCAAAUAGUGCUUAUGAGGCACAGAGUACUUGGACAUUAAUUAUUUUAAAUUUAAAAUUUCGUCGAAAUUCUCCACAAUAUUGGUUAGGGAUUGGAUUGCCCUGUUUUGUUUGUUUAAUUAUUAUUUUACUUUCUUUUUUGUCAACAAAAAUUGAAUUAUCUAUUGGACUUUUAUUGGCUAAUUUUGUAUUAGAAUCUGUUUUGUUACGCGAUGCUCUUCAAACUUUGCCUCCAGCGGCGGGGGAAAAUCCAAAAAUUGGUUGGAAUUUUUGA
Molecule: messenger RNA, 687 nt
Organism: Meloidogyne enterolobii
Lineage: Eukaryota; Metazoa; Nematoda; Chromadorea; Rhabditida; Meloidogynidae
Source: the annotation of a GenBank genome assembly